UUGUAUGAAUAGACUAAACUGUGAAUCAAAGUGACUAAACAUUAAAUUAGUUUCUCUUUUCAAUCUAUUUAAUUAGUUUACUUAAUUGUUUUAUUUUCUCACUUUAAUUAUUGGUAAUAUUGAAAAUGUUCCUUACAAGGUCUGAAUAUGAUCGUGGUGUCAACACCUUUUCCCCUGAAGGUCGACUCUUCCAAGUUGAAUAUGCAAUUGAGGCAAUUAAGCUCGGAACCACUGCUAUUGGAAUUUCAACAUCUGAAGGUGUUCUUUUGGCAGUAGAGAAAAGAGUAACUUCUCCUCUUAUGGAACCAGCAACCACUGAGAAAAUUGCUGAAAUUGAUUCUCAUAUUGGAUGUGCUUGUAGUGGACUUAUGGCCGAUUCUCGUACUCUUGUUGAUCGAGCUCGAGUUGAAGCUCAGAAUCACUGGUUCUUAUACAAUGAAAACAUGUCCGUUGAAAGUGUUACCCAAUCUGUUUCCAAUUUAGCCAUUCAAUUUGGUGACAGUGACAGCGAUGGUAAUGCGAUGAGUAGACCUUUUGGUGUUGCUAUUCUUUUCGCUGGUUGUGACGAUGGUGGACCACAAUUGUUUUACAUGGAUCCCUCUGGAACUUAUGUUCAAUGUGAUGCUAAAGCGAUUGGCUCAGGUUGUGAAGGUGCUCAACAAGCCUUACAAGAAGCCUAUUCUAAAUCUUUAUCUUUAGCUGCUGCUCUGAAAGUUUUACUAACAAUCUUGAAGCAAGUCAUGGAGGAGAAAUUAAAUUCUACUAAUGUUGAAGUAGCAAUAAUUAAACCUGACACAGGAUACCGAAUGUUAUCAAAAGAGGAGAUCGAAAAUGCCAUCAAAGAAAUACCAGUUUAAAAACUUUAAAAGUCUCUUUCUCUCUCUAAUCGUCCUCUGAAGUUUUUUAUAUGUUUCAGUUUCCAUCUUUCAACUUUGAAAAAAAACUCUCCCAAGUUUCUGGUUUAAAAGGAAAAUCUAAUUAAACAAAUAUUGUCAUAUAAACAAAACAAAAA
This is a messenger RNA of Panonychus citri (citrus red mite), 1012 nucleotides long. RefSeq names its product proteasome subunit alpha type-5-like. Bases 126 to 857 code for a protein of 243 amino acids. The transcript has 4 exons. Gene Ontology annotation, biological process: proteasome-mediated ubiquitin-dependent protein catabolic process. NCBI's taxonomy places the organism in Eukaryota, Metazoa, Arthropoda, Arachnida, Trombidiformes, Tetranychidae. The record is from RefSeq and is a predicted model, not a curated record. Gene Ontology annotation, cellular component: proteasome core complex; nucleus; proteasome core complex, alpha-subunit complex.